AAAUACUCAUCCCGAAUAAAGGGGGAAAUGCAUAUCACGACUUCUUCUUUUCCCACUCGGACAGGUUGUUGUCGUUUAUUCAAAGAACCACCAAAAUAUUAAUAUUAACAUGUUAGCAACUAACUAUAAGCUAUCACCAGCUAACAUGCACCACCAUCUCCACGCUAUUGUUCAUCAUCACCAUCCCCAAAGAAUCACUUUCGUUUAAUUCCGUAAUCUUCUUCUCUUCUCUUCCACCUCAAUGGCGGAUCCUCCAAGAUCCGACCUGUUUCCUUCUUCUCGGCUCGAUUCCGACGCCGGAGCUCUCUUUGUCCUCCAAUCAAAAGGCGAGUGGUGGCACGCCGGGUUUCAUCUCACGACGGCUAUCGUGGGACCCACGAUACUGACGUUACCGUACGCAUUCAGGGGACUGGGGUGGUGGUUGGGGUUUGUGUGCUUGACGACGAUGGGACUCGUCACUUUCUACGCUUACUACCUCAUGUCUAAGGUUCUCGAUCACUGUGAAAAAGCUGGCCGCCGUCACAUCCGAUUCCGGGAACUCGCCGCCGACGUUCUCGGAUCAGGAUGGAUGUUUUAUGUAGUGAUAUUCAUUCAAACAGCUAUCAACACUGGAAUCGGUAUAGGCGCCAUUCUACUCGCAGGCCAAUGUCUUGAUAUAAUGUACUCGAGUCUUUUCCCACAAGGAACCUUGAAGCUCUACGAGUUCAUUGCUAUGGUCACAGCCGUGAUGAUUGUUCUGUCACAGCUCCCAAGUUUUCAUUCUCUUAGACACAUUAACUGUGCGUCUCUUCUUCUCAGCUUAGGCUACACUUUCCUCGUCGUUGGGGCUUGUAUCAACCUAGGCUUGUCUAAACACGCUCCUAAACGUGAGUAUUCACUAGAGCCUUCGGACUCAGGGAGAGUUUUUAGUGCCUUUACAUCCAUUUCGAUCAUUGCUGCCAUUUUUGGAAAUGGAAUUCUACCAGAAAUACAGGCAACUCUUGCUCCACCAGCUACAGGGAAGAUGCUGAAAGGACUAAUUUUGUGUUAUACUGUGAUCUUCUUCACGUUUUACUCGGCUGCAAUUUCUGGUUAUUGGGUAUUUGGUAGUAACUCGAGCUCUAACAUUCUCAAGAACCUAAUGCCUGACGAAGGACCGACUUUGGCUCCUAUCGUCGUCAUUGGCCUAGCGGUCAUCUUUGUUCUUCUUCAGCUCUUCGCCAUCGGCCUCGUGUAUUCACAAGUUGCGUAUGAGAUAAUGGAGAAGAACUCGGCGGAUACAACAAAAGGGAUGUUCUCAAGCCGCAACCUGGUGCCGCGUUUGAUACUGAGAACGCUAUAUAUGGCGUUUUGUGGGUUCAUGGCAGCCAUGCUACCCUUCUUUGGGGAUAUAAACGCGGUGGUAGGAGCGUUUGGGUUUAUCCCACUCGAUUUCGUGCUGCCCAUGCUUCUAUACAACAUGACAUAUAAGCCUACGAAACGGAGCUUCACGUACUGGAUAAACAUGACGAUAAUGGUUGUGUUCACUUGUGCGGGCCUCAUGGGAGCUUUCUCCUCUGUUAGGAAACUUGUUCUUGAUGCUAAUAAGUUCAAGUUGUUUAGUAGUGAAGUUGUUGAUUAGAUCGAUGCUUAUCAUAUAGUAUAUGGAUGAAUACAUAGACGCAUUUUUUUGUGUACAUGUUUUAUUUUGGGUGAGGGUUUCUAAUAUGAUGGUGAUUUUUAGUUGAAAAUUACUAAUUCUUACAUGUAUCUUGUUCAAGUUUAUCCCAAUUCCCAAGACUUGGGAAUGUUGUUGCUGAUGGAUUGGCCAAAUCAGCCUUGUCUUUUGCUUAUGUAUCUCCUCCUCUAAUCGAGUAUCUCAUCUUUCUAGUUAUAAUAUAAGUAAGGUCUGACUAAAAAAAGGUUUUAUAGUUCUGGAAGAUGUUUCGGAUGAAUCCAAAAAGAAUAGAUCUUAUAGUUUUCCGUAUUUUUAAAAAGAUGUUUUUGAUUUUCGUUUAUAUUUGAAAAUUUAUAGUUUUAGAUUUUAAUCAAUGUAUUUUGUUUAAAAUUUCAAAAAAAGAAAUUAAAUGUAAUUUUUAUUGAAAAGCAAAAAUAAAUAAAUACAUGAAAAAUUAUUUUUUUUCUUUUUUUUUGCAUUUAAAAGAUUGAUGGUCUCAAUUUUAUUGUUGUAGUAGUGGUUUGCGCGUAGCACAAAUUGUUUGUCAAUUGAGUAACAUCUAUAUAUCUAUAUAUAUCUAUAUAUAUUAUUAAAACUGAAGUGCAGAUCAAAUGAAUUAACCCUUGAACUAACAGAUUUAUUACACUAAUACCACUAAAACUAUCUAAUCCUAACUUUAAACAUUAAUAAUUAGAUUUGUUCUCAACUGAUUUUUUUAUAAUUAAAAUAUGAUUUAAAUUUAUUAUUAAAAUUGAUUUAUUAUUAAUAUUCUUAUGAAAUUAACAUAUCAAAUAGUUAUAUUAUUAUCAUAAUAUUAUACAUAUAUUAGAAAAAUGUUAUUCUGAAUCGAUAGAGUAAAGGGGAUAAAUCAUAAACCAUAUCUUAUUAUCAUUCGAAGAUACCUAAUGAAGCAGUGAAGCAAUUGAUUGGAAAGCGAUAUAGUCAUAUUGUUAUACUUUCCGUGAGAUUACAUAUGUUUUUGCUAAACAUAUAAAACUGACAUUGUGUGCAGAUGAAGAUGCGACUGAGUUUCUUAAAAACUGGAAAAAAAAAAGAAAAAAAAACUUGUGAGAGCUAAUAAAUGGAUAUUCCAUGGUUCAUAUACUAAACUUGUGAAA
Molecule: messenger RNA, 2754 nt
Organism: Brassica rapa (field mustard)
Lineage: Eukaryota; Viridiplantae; Streptophyta; Magnoliopsida; Brassicales; Brassicaceae
Product: probable GABA transporter 2
Source: RefSeq, a predicted model, not a curated record